GAGCUGCUGCCUCCAUGAACAACCACCAUCAUCCAUAACCCACAUCAUACUUUCUUCUGUUUCUGCAACUCAGAUUCAUGGCGAAACAGGUUUUACAAUUUGUUGCUCUGAUUUUGUUUUCUUCUCUGUUGUUUGGGUGUGUUGUGUCUGAGGAUUUGGAUUCUGCUACCACUUUGAAGCUUCUAUUGGAGGUUAAACGAUCCUUCACUCAAGACCCACAAAAUGUUGUCAAAGAUUGGUCUGAGAAAAACACGAGUUUCUGUAGCUGGAAUGGUGUUUCUUGCGCCGGAAAGUUUUCUCAGGUGGUGGGUCUCAACCUCUCCGGUUCAUCUCUCAGUGGCUCAAUCUCACCCUCCAUUUCCCUUUUACAGAACCUGCUCCACCUUGAUCUUUCAACGAAUCAGCUCUCUGGUCCCAUCCCACCUAAUAUCUCUACUCUCACCUCCUUGUCUUCUCUCCUCCUCUUUUCCAACCAACUCUCCGGUCACAUUCCGCCGGAGCUCGGUUCUCUGUCCAGCCUUCAAGUCCUCCGAAUCGGUGACAACCGCCUCACCGGACCUAUCCCACCUUCCUUCGGUGAUCUCCAUAAUCUCGUGGUUCUUGGUUUGGCCUCGUGUGAUCUCUCUGGGCCAAUACCACCACAGCUAGGAAGGCUCACCAAGCUCCAGAAUCUGCUCAUAAAAGAAAAUCAAUUGCAAGGACCCAUCCCUCCGGAGCUCGGCAACUGUACGAGCCUGUUAUUGUUCACGGCUGCCAUUAACAACCUAAAUGGUUCGAUCCCAGACGAAUUAUGCAAUCUCAAGAGCCUCCAAACGUUGAACCUGGCCAACAACACUUUAUCCGGAGAGAUACCUAGCCGGAUUGGCGAGCUGAAUCAGCUCGAAUACUUGAAUUUUCUUGGGAAUCGGCUCCAAGGACCCAUUCCCAAGUCACUGGCUCAACUGAAAAGUUUGUGGAUGCUCGAUUUAUCUGCAAACAAGCUCAGUGGGGACGUCCCUGUAGAAUUGGGGAACUUGGGUCAGCUGGGUUAUCUAGUGCUGACAAACAACAGCCUUUCUGGGUCCAUUCCUAGAAAUAUAUGUUCUAACAGCAGCAACACUUUGGAGCAUCUGGCGCUUUCCCAGAAUAUGUUUUCUGGUGAAAUACCCAAAGAAUUGGGAGAUUGCAUGUCGUUGAAAAUACUCGAUUUGUCCAACAAUACACUCAACGGAUCGAUACCCGUGGAGCUUUUCGAAUUAGUCGAUUUGACCGACUUCUGGCUCAAUAACAACACACUCACCGGUUCCAUUUCUCCGGCAAUCGCGAAUCUCAGUAAUCUGGAGACAUUGACGUUGUUUCAAAACAAGUUGGACGGGGAAGUACCGAAAGAAAUUGGAAUGCUUCAGAAGCUCCAGAUCCUUUAUCUGUAUGAGAAUCAGCUAUCCGGAAGAAUCCCGUUGGAGAUCGGAAACUGCUCCAGCUUGCAAAUGAUUGAUUUAUUUGGGAACCAUUUCAAUGGCGAAAUACCGGUUACUGUAGGGAGGCUCAGUCAGUUGAACUUCAUUCAUCUGAGACAGAAUGAUCUCUCUGGAGAUAUUCCGGCCACUUUUGGUAAUUGCCAUCAGCUCACCAUCAUAGACCUUGCUGAUAACAGUCUCACCGGUGGAAUUCCGGCGACUUUUGGGUACUUGAGCUCAUUAGAACAGCUCAUGAUUUACAACAACUCUCUACAAGGCAAUCUCCCCAAAGAGCUAAGCAAGAUGGCGAAUUUGACGAGGGUGAACCUCUCGAACAACAAAUUGAAUGGUAGUAUCGUUCCUUUGUGUAGUUCGAGAUCAUUUCUAUCGUUUGAUGUCACCAACAAUGAAUUUGAUGGCGAGAUACCAUCGCAGUUUGGGAAUUCACCAUCUCUUCAGAGGCUAAGGCUUGGAAGGAACCGAUUUACAGGGAGAAUUCCAUUGGCGUACGGAAAUAUACGAGACUUGUCGCUAUUGGAUUUGUCGACCAACUUGCUCGUGGGUUCUGUGCCUCAGGAACUUUCGAGGUGUAAAGAACUGACUCAUAUUGAUCUCGAUAAUAACCUCCUCUCGGGUCCGAUCCCAUCCUGGCUCGGAAACUUACCUCUGUUGGGAGAGUUAAAGCUCUCAUCCAACAAGUUUACGGGCUCUAUUCCAUUGAACUUGUUCAACUGCUCGAAACUUUUAGUUCUUUCGCUCGAUGCUAAUUCCCUUAACGGACCCCUUCCUACAGAAAUCAGCAAGCUUUCAUCGCUCAAUGUCCUCAAGCUGAACAAGAAUCAACUUUCAGGGCAAAUCCCGGCAGCUAUCGGCGGAUUAAGCAAGCUCUACGAGAUCCGGCUCUCUAACAACCGAUUUAGCAGUGAAAUCCCCGCUCAAAUUGGACAGCUCAAGAAUCUACAGAGUAUUUUAGAUCUCAGCUACAAUAACCUCACGGGCGGCAUUCCCACAUCCAUAGGGACGCUAUCGAAACUCGAGGUGCUAGACCUCUCUCACAACGCAUUGACCGGAACUGUUCCACGAGAACUUGGCCUGAUGAGUAGUUUGGGAAAACUUAAUCUCUCUUACAACAAUCUCCAAGGGAAAUUAGACGAUGGCUACUCAGACUUACCGGCCGACGCAUUUGUUGGAAAUCUCGGUCUCUGUGGUCCUCCUCUCGAUCGUUGUCCGAACUCCAGAAACCAACAACAAAGCAGGCUAAGCGAAGCAUCUGUGAUUGCAAUUUCGGCUGUAUGUACCAUAGCUGCCAUAGCACUAAUGUUUCUUGCAGCCUUGCUAUUUUUCAGAAGGAAGAGGUCAGGAUUUGUAAAAGCCGGAGACGGGACCUCCAGCAGUUACUAUUCGACCACAAAUUCGUCACGAGCACAAAGAAGACCACUCUUUUUCAAGCGUGGUUCCGCAAGACGUGACUUCAGAUGGGAAGACAUUAUGGAGGCCACAAACAAUCUAAGCGAUGAGUUCAUAAUCGGGUCAGGAGGGUCGGGAACGAUCUAUAGAGCCGAACUUAUAACUGGUGAGAUAGUAGCCAUCAAGCGGAUACCAUGGAAAGACGAUGUGUUUCUUGAUAAAAGUUUUGCCCGAGAAGUGAACACGAUCGGGCGGAUAAAGCACAGACGCUUAGUGAAGUUACUAGGGUACUGCAGCAACAAAGGAGCAGGAUCGAACCUGUUGAUAUACGAGUACAUGGAUAACGGAAGUGUCUACGACUGGUUGCACCAGGAACCAGAAAACAUCAAGAAAAAGAAGACCCUUGACUGGGAGGCAAGAUUGAAGAUUGCGGUUGGGUUAGCCCAGGGUGUGGAGUACUUGCACCAUGAUUGUGUGCCAAAGAUCAUUCACAGGGAUAUCAAGUCGGCUAAUGUUCUCCUAGAUGUAAACAUGGACGCACAUUUGGGAGAUUUCGGACUUGCAAAAGCCAUAACCGAGAACCAUGACUCCUUGGCUAACAAUUCGUAUAUGUGGUUUGCAGGGUCUUACGGUUACAUAGCUCCAGAAUACGCUUACUCUUUCAAGGCAAGCGAGAAGAGUGAUGUUUACAGUAUGGGGAUCGUGCUGAUGGAGUUGGUGAGUGGGAGAAUGCCGACAGAGGGGAGUUUUGGUGAAAACGUAGACAUGGUGAGAUGGGUUGAGUCUCAUAUUGAAAUGCAAGGAGCAGGGCGUGAUGAACUGAUAGAUCCGGUAAUGAAACCGCUCUUACCUCAUGAAGAAACUGCUGCUUUCCAAGUUCUUGAUAUCGCGCUCCAAUGCACCAAAACUGCUCCUGCCGAGAGGCCAUCUUCGAGGCAUGCAUGCGACCUUCUGCUACAUGUAUUGAGGGACGGAGAAUCGACUUCUGAAAAGAUGAGUCGAGAUCCAUAUGCAUAGCUCAGAUCAGAAGCAAAUUCGAAUGUAUAUGCAUGCAAGACUUGCGUAUUUUGACCAUUAUAGAUGAUGUAUCUAAGUUUGACUACUUC
Cynara cardunculus var. scolymus (artichoke) is the source of this 3949-nucleotide messenger RNA. Its product is annotated as LRR receptor-like serine/threonine-protein kinase GSO1. The record is from RefSeq and is a predicted model, not a curated record. Gene Ontology annotation, biological process: protein phosphorylation. Gene Ontology annotation, molecular function: protein kinase activity; ATP binding; protein binding. The transcript has 2 exons. Lineage: Eukaryota; Viridiplantae; Streptophyta; Magnoliopsida; Asterales; Asteraceae. Bases 78 to 3860 code for a protein of 1260 amino acids.